AUGUCAUCGCCGACACACGUUUUUAAUGUGGAAAUGACCUGUGAAGGCUGCUCAGGAGCAGUGGAAAGAGUUCUUAAUAGAUUAAAAGGCCAAGGUGUCAAUGAAGUGACUAUAAGUCUUCCAGAACAAAGAGUUUUAGUGAAUUCUUCUUUGAGCGCCGAUCAACUGCUUGAACAAGCGCAGCGUAGGAAGGCCUCCCACAAGGUGGACAGACAACCUAGCCAAGAUGGCAGGGACGCAUUGGAUGCAAGCCGC
This is a messenger RNA of Iphiclides podalirius (scarce swallowtail), 255 nucleotides long. Lineage: Eukaryota; Metazoa; Arthropoda; Insecta; Lepidoptera; Papilionidae. The record is from the annotation of a GenBank genome assembly.